This is a messenger RNA of Alternaria alternata, 1258 nucleotides long. RefSeq lists its product as hypothetical. The record is from RefSeq and is a predicted model, not a curated record. NCBI's taxonomy places the organism in Eukaryota, Fungi, Ascomycota, Dothideomycetes, Pleosporales, Pleosporaceae. The transcript is spliced from 2 exons. The coding region runs from base 286 to 990 and encodes 234 amino acids.
GAUCCAGCGCCACAUGAUGAGCUAAGUAAGUAGAUCUCUGGCUCAAUUCUCAAAAAUCUUCGUCCAUAUCCAUACAGUCUCCUCUGAUGUCGCUCUUCGGGUAGAUCCUCAUGAUCUCCUCCGGUCUUGGUCCCUUCUCGUCUGUGGUUAUUUCUACUGGCCAUUUUAGCGUGGUAUCCACGUCCUUCACAAAUUGAAUUUGGUCGCUGCCGUCUUUCUUAGAUUUGUACAUGUAUCUCGUUGCCUAUUAAGUCCAGCAUCACACAUACGCACCGCCAACAUAAGAUGGCUUUCAAGAUAUUCAUGAUGCGAUUUCGACGGUAUUUGAUCUGCGACAAAGAUAGGCCAAAGCCCGGCCUGAACAUUGGUGGUCCGACCGACGUACGGGUGAUCGAUGUUUCAGACUCUCUCCCUGGCCUCACAGACGCUCAACGUAAGCAGAUUAGAGAAGAAGCGUCCAGCGGUGCCCUCCGCUUGCAAAGCAUGGAACCUCAACCACUCACAUCUCCUCCUUCAUCCAAGCACUCGGACACGCGCCAUCCAUCUGUCCCCACCAACACACUUGGAAGCCUUUUCUCCAAUACAGAAACAAUUUCGCACCAUUCUUUCGCAGGCAUGUCCCCUAAGGAACACGUCGUGGCGCCUCUCGAUACCGCUCCUAAAAAUCUAUCCAGCAAUGUUUCAGCAUCACGGCGCCGCAAAAGAAAAGACUACAGUCCAACAGCGACACGUAUGAAAAGUACGUGGAGUAGUGAUCGGCCAUAUAGCAGCGGGUCUAGCGGCGAAGACGAGAUCUCCCGGUCCUCCCAUUCUAAUGCAAUGGGCAUCGAGCUCAAGAAGCUUGGCACGGAGUCUCCACAUGCGCUGGAUAUAGACAAGGGUGAUCAUGUUCAGGAUAGCGCUCAUGGUGCGAAGGAGGUAGAAAGCAUGGUUACGGGACACGCUGCUGUCAGGCGACCCGAUGAUCAUGUACAUGUGGAGCACGACUGACAAGACCAAGGUAAACAACUUGACUGCAAGGGAGAAGAUACCGCUCGUCGCCUUUUAGAUGUUGAGAAGGCAGUAGACAGGUGUUGCCGAGCGUGAAGCACCCAUAAGAGAAUGUUAAAAGCGAACGAAGAAUGCAACGAUUUCGGUCGAAUGCAUUUGUUUGCAGAUCAUAAUCGAAAAUAGAAUACGUACUAUAUUAAAUAUUUUUUGAGCUACGUCACAAAAGCUUAGAAGGAGGUAUAUUUUCAGAAAAUAUGUUGUCGAAGAU